Molecule: messenger RNA, 1063 nt
Organism: Hylaeus anthracinus
Lineage: Eukaryota; Metazoa; Arthropoda; Insecta; Hymenoptera; Colletidae
Product: mitochondrial import inner membrane translocase subunit Tim13-B
Exons: 4
Coding region: 141-413 (90 amino acids)
Source: RefSeq, a predicted model, not a curated record
CUGUUAAAGGUAACUUCACGUGCUUCCGGUUUACUGAAUCAACCGGGUAAAGACAUGGUGGUUCAGGAACAUUAGUAGGGCAAAGUGAAUUCGAUUUUAAUAUUAUCAUAUAAAAAACGAAUUAGUAAUUACCUGUAAAUAUGGAUUCACUUUCGACCGGUUCGUUAAGUAGUUCGGAAAGGGACGAGUUGAUGGGACAAAUUAAACAACAAAUCGCCGUUGCUACUGCCCAAGAAUUACUUGAGAAAAUGACAGAGAAAUGCUUCAAAAAGUGUAUAAGCAAGCCUGGUACUUCGUUAGAUACUUCUGAACAGAAAUGUGUAGCAAUGUGUAUGGACCGAUAUAUGGACGCAUUUAAUCUCGUAUCAAAAGCUUAUAGUGAAAGACUACAAAGAGAGCGUAACCGAAUGUAAAAGCCAAACGUGAAUGCCAUUAGUGACGUUCAUAGUGUCAAGUUUCAACAUAGGAGCUAAUAGAAAUAAUGAUUACAAUCUAAACAACCUCAGUAGUGGCGAACCCAAUGAAAGAAUUCAGAUACAAUAUUGGUUUGCUCCUUACCAUUGCGCUACAAGAGUCAGUAAGAAUUUCUACAGUCUAUGUUACAAAGCAAGCAUUCAGUAUCGCUAAGUAAUUUAUCCUUUAUUUAGUUUUUUUAAUAAAAUCUAAUUAACUUUAACGUAACAUUUAAUAGAAAAAGUAUAUUCCAUAAUAUGUAUAUAAAGAAAAAGAAAUUAAAAUGAUUUACAAAGGUACAUUUAAAUUUCACAAAAGUAGUAUCGUGUAAAGGAAAUGAGUUUAUAACUACUUCAGCCACAAAAUUUUCAACGAUUAUGAGCUUACGUUUUUAGCUCUGUUUCAGUGGUUAUGGUCUGAAUUUUAUUUGGUUAAUUGAUGCAGCAACGGGCUAAUUUAAAUAUCUGAAGGCAAAAACACAACACUGUGAAUUUAUAGAUAGUUAAUAUAAUUAUAUAAUAAAUUAAGUAUCUUAUGUAUAAACGAAAUUAAAACAUGUUAUAUUUUUGUUACAAAUUUUGUAGUUAAAUAUAUUAAGUUAUUAGCUGAA